Molecule: messenger RNA, 165 nt
Organism: Dentiscutata heterogama
Lineage: Eukaryota; Fungi; Glomeromycota; Glomeromycetes; Diversisporales; Gigasporaceae
Source: the annotation of a GenBank genome assembly
AUGGUGCCAGAAACUAAUAUAAAUGACAACGCUGAAGAUUCGAUCUAUAACGAUGCCAAGAGGAAAGUUAAUGAUGAAGAGAAAAUUCAUGAUGAAGAAAACAAUUUCGAAAAAAAGUUGGAAGAUGACUCUAACAAUGAAUUGAUCUCAGCAGCAAGCCGUUAG